This is a messenger RNA of Peronospora belbahrii, 408 nucleotides long. The record is from the annotation of a GenBank genome assembly. Lineage: Eukaryota; Oomycota; Peronosporomycetes; Peronosporales; Peronosporaceae.
AUGACUUUUACUCGUUUUGUUUCAAUUGGCCGUGUGGUGCUUAUUAACUACGGCCCAGAUGCUGGCAAAAUUGCUACAAUUAUUGACGUAGUGGAUGAGAACAAGGCUUUGAUUGAUGGUCCUUUUAGUGUUACAGGCGUGAAUCGUCAUGUGAUUAGCUUUAAGCGGUUGUCACUUACGGACUUGACAGUGGACAUUCCUCUUCAAGCACGUGAAAAGACAUUGAAGAAAGCGCUGGCAAAGGCCGAGACACUUGCCAAGUGGGAGAAAUCAACGUGGGCGAAGAAGCUGCAGAACAAGAAGACGCGUGCUGAGCUAAACGACUUUGAUCGUUUCAAGGCGAUGAUUGCUCGUAAGCAGAAGAGCUCGUUGAUCAAGAAGGCCGUUGCUGCUGCCCGCAAGAACUAA